Molecule: messenger RNA, 861 nt
Organism: Peromyscus eremicus (cactus mouse)
Lineage: Eukaryota; Metazoa; Chordata; Mammalia; Rodentia; Cricetidae
Product: sulfotransferase 2A1-like
Exons: 6
Coding region: 1-861 (286 amino acids)
Biological process (GO): sulfation
Cellular component (GO): cytoplasm
Molecular function (GO): sulfotransferase activity
Source: RefSeq, a predicted model, not a curated record
AUGUCAGACUACAUUUGGUUUGAAGGAAUACCUUUCCCUGCUAUAGGGUAUGAAAAAAAAAUAAUUGAAGAAAGUCGUGAUAAGUUUGUGAUCAGAGAUGAAGACACAGUCAUACUGACUUACCCAAAGUCAGGAACUAACUGGCUGAUUGAGAUUGUUUGCUUGAUUCAGACCAAGGGGAAUCCCAAAUGGAUCCAAUCUGUGCCCGUCUGGGAACGCUCACCCUGGAUAGAGACUCAAAAUGGAUAUGCAAUGUUAAUCAAUAAGGAAGGACCAUGCCUCAUGAGCUCCCACCUUCCUAUUCAUCUUUUCCCCAAAUCUUUCUUCAGAUCCAAGGCCAAGUUCAGUGUGAUCUAUGUUUUCAGAAAUCCUAGAGAUGUUCUUGUGUCUGGUUAUUUUUUCUGGGAUAAGUCAAACCUUAUUAAGAUGCCAGAGUCACUAGAAACUUACUUUGAAUGGUUCCUCAAAGGAAAUGUGCCAUAUGGAUCAUGGUUUGAGCACACCUGUUCCUGGCUGUCUAUGAGAGAAAGGGACAACUUCCUGGUACUGAGCUAUGAAGACAUGAAAAAGAGUACAAGGGGAACCAUAGAGAAGAUCUGUGACUUCCUAGGAAGGAAACUGGAGCCAGAUGAGCUAGAUCUGGUCCUCAAGUACAGCUCCUUCCAAGCCAUGAAAGAAAAAAAUGUGUCUAAUUUUAGUCUCAUCAUUAAAGAUGUGAUUAUUAAUGGUUUGGCCCUCAUGAGAAAAGGUGUGGCUGGGGACUGGAAGAAUCACUUUACAGUAGCUCAAGCUGAAACCUUUGAUAAAGUAUUCCAGGAGAAAAUGGCUGGUUUUCCUCCAGGGCUGUUUCCAUGGAAAUAA